Messenger RNA from Penicillium mononematosum, 1053 nucleotides. RefSeq names its product putative phosphatidylserine decarboxylase. NCBI's taxonomy places the organism in Eukaryota, Fungi, Ascomycota, Eurotiomycetes, Eurotiales, Aspergillaceae. Gene Ontology annotation, biological process: phospholipid biosynthetic process. Gene Ontology annotation, molecular function: phosphatidylserine decarboxylase activity. Bases 1 to 1053 code for a protein of 350 amino acids. The transcript is spliced from 4 exons. The record is from RefSeq and is a predicted model, not a curated record.
AUGAUCCUCAGUCUUCUCCAUCGCGCCGUGGACUACGUGUUGUCCUGUCUCAAAUUGGUUCAGAAUCGGGAGGUCGGCUGGAUGACAGUUGAUCGCAAAGUAUUGACCACAACCUCAACGAGUAAAGAGCUAGCUAACAGUUUCACGCAGACAGGUCGACAUAUUCGCGAGCAACAACCGCUUUUGAAAAAGCUCAAACUCCUGUUGCUAUUCAACCCUCUGACCGAAUGGCUGGACACCACUCAUGCAAUGCGUCUCUAUAUGCACAGGAAAAACGUAAAAGCAGGCAGAGACGAGGGCACGCCGGCUUCAAAGCAGCAGAUCAACUCUUUUGUCGACUUCUACAAGAUCAAAAUGGAUGAUUUUGAACCAUCAGAUACCAGUGCAUAUGCGACCUUCGGAGACUUCUUCGUCCGGGCUCACAAGUCCGGAUCGAGGCCUAUAUUCGCCGAAGACGACCCCUCCCGCGCAGUUGUCGUGGCUGAUUCGCGGGUUGUGGUUUACGAAACGGUGGAGCAAAGCAAGAAGCUUUGGAUCAAAGGCUUGGACUUUUCCAUUACUAACCUGGUAAUGGAUACUCGUCUCGGCGCGCAAUUUGAGAAUGGAGCAGUUGCCAGUUUUCGAUUGUCGCCGCAAGAUUACCACCGAUAUCACAGUCCGGUUACCGGGAAAAUCAAACUGUUUAGAAGUAUGCCUGGGGACUAUUAUCAAGUUGAUCCCCUGGCGAUCCGGAGUGAUAUUGAUAUCCUUGGUCGGAACGCUCGCGAUUACGUCCUCAUCGAGACUGAACAUCUGGGGGAUGUUCUUUUUGUAGCCAUUGGUGCGACAGAUGUGGGAUCUGUAAGGAUCCAUGACCGAUGGCAGACUGCUGGAAACGAGAUCCAAAAAGGCGAAGAAUUAGGCAUUUUCCAAUUCGGUGGUUCAUCCAUUAUUGUAGCCUUUCAAAGUGGUCGUAUAUCGUUUGACGAAGACCUGUUGAGCCUUAGCAAGGAGGCCAUUGCUGUUGAUGUUGAGGUUGGCAUGAGCCUUGGACGUGCUCUACCUGUACACUGA